Messenger RNA from Diuraphis noxia (Russian wheat aphid), 462 nucleotides. RefSeq lists its product as uncharacterized. Gene Ontology annotation, biological process: flagellated sperm motility. The record is from RefSeq and is a predicted model, not a curated record. Lineage: Eukaryota; Metazoa; Arthropoda; Insecta; Hemiptera; Aphididae.
AUGAAUGUGUAUGCCAACAAAAGCGUACUUAUUAAUAAUUGGUAUGAAGAUAAAUACGGUACAUUACCGUCAAAAAAUGAAAGUAAUUGGGAUUCAACUUAUCAAAGAGAUUAUCGCGAACGAGUUUUACCUAUCCGAGAUAACAGGGUGAUGCGGAAUAUAAGAGAAAGGGCAUCGGGAAUGCCAAUUAAUUUAUUCCGUGAACACGGUGUCCACAACGCCUACAAUAAAAAUUUGAGUUCCCUGUACGAUAUAAAUUGCAUGGCUGUUUACAAUCCACCAUUAUACAGACGUUACAAAUCACGGUCUGAACUCUGGAAACCUGAACAAGAUUUYACAGMAAAUUAUGGACCAGGACGGAAUGAAUUGUUGAAAAAAAAACAGACAUCUUGGAACAAUGUUAUAAAGGAAUCCAUACCUAAUACAGAAUAUCAGUAUAGAUAUAUACAAUUAGAUAGAUGA